This is a messenger RNA of Prosopis cineraria, 3084 nucleotides long. Its product is annotated as pentatricopeptide repeat-containing protein At4g14850. Bases 919 to 2976 code for a protein of 685 amino acids. NCBI's taxonomy places the organism in Eukaryota, Viridiplantae, Streptophyta, Magnoliopsida, Fabales, Fabaceae. Gene Ontology annotation, molecular function: RNA binding; zinc ion binding; protein binding. The transcript is spliced from 4 exons. Gene Ontology annotation, biological process: RNA modification. The record is from RefSeq and is a predicted model, not a curated record.
UUACUAAUCCGCGGCGUUCGCUUAGCCUCCCGCAUUCUUGAUCAUCUCUUUCAGCAGUGUACGGAGACAAAGUAAAUUUGUUUAUCUUCAUCUCAAGCUCACCGGUCUAAAUCGCCCCACAACUUUUUUAGCUAACUAUUUGAUAUUCAAUAUGCAUGCACUUCAGGUGCGGUCGUCACGUACAAGCACGCAAGGUGUUUGAUAAAAUGGAGGCAUGCUUGUUGAUUCUACAUUUUGGAAGAGACACUGAGAAAGAAAUCGAACUGUCACAGUGCCAUCGAAGACUGCCAUUGAAGAGAACCUAGUCAACAAACUGCCGUGAGGCUCAUAGCGAUGCUCAUCCAGGUCUUUCUUCAGCUGUGAAUUAUGGUUCCAGAGACAUGACAGAGCAUUGCCGGUGAAGCAAAACAAAGUCUUCAUGAAGUGACGUUCCAAGUAGGGUACGAGCAGCACAAGUGCUUUGGCUUUUUGGACAGUUAGGGAAAGAAGUGGGCCUUUGGUCAUACAUUCUCUGCAAUGGGGCAUUUUUGUAGAAGUGAAGAUCAUCUUGAAGUCAAAGGUGCCAAUCCUCCUAUGUUUUGCUGGAACAUGAAGAUAGAUUCUGAGCCUGAACCUCCUGUACAAGUGAUAUUGAAAUUACAAAUGAUAUAUGCCUGGAUUUUCUGUUCUGUCAAUAGCUUUCUGGUUUUAAUGAAAAGCAAUGCUGGAUGGAUAUGGUGAUUAUAAAAUUAGAGUUAUGUGCAGAGUCUGCACAGUGGGCCACUGUGUAGACAAUUGGAAGUCUAUUUUUAGGGGAAGGGAAGUUGAAUGUCGAGAAAUUAAAGCUUUCUAUGUUCUGCUACUUGAGCAAUUCAGGUGACUCUUUGCAAACAAAUAGACCUGAAAAAGCUUCUAUCUAGUCUUGUCAUUACCACCAUAAUGUACUCGCAACAUUCCAACCUUUUGGGUUCUUUAAUCAAUUUUGCUGUUUCAACAAAGUCUUCUUUACUUGGUCGUUCUGUCCAUGCGCAGAUCAUCAAGACCUUAGAUAACCCACUCCCUUCAUUUCUCUGCAACUAUCUUGUCAACAUGUACUCCAAACUUGACCAUUUUAACUUGGCACUAUGUGUUCUCUCACUCACACAUGCUCGUACUGUUGUUACUUGGACCUCCCUCAUUUCUGGUUGUGUCCAAAAUGGUCGUUUUGCUGCUGCUCUCCUCUGCUUCUCUAAUAUGCGCCAUGAGUCUAUUCAGCCAAAUGACUUCACUUUCCCAUGUGUAUUUAAAGCCUCAGCUUCACUGCAUAUGCCCUUUAGUGGAAAACAAGUUCACGCCCUUGCAGUGAAAGCUGGUCAAAUAUGUGAUGUUUUUGUCGGAUGCAGUGCCUUUGACAUGUACAGCAAAACGGGUCUUAGAGAUGAAGCUCGUAAGAUAUUUGAUGAAAUGCCUGAAAAAAACAUAGCCACAUGGAAUGCUUAUAUUUCUAAUGCAGUGCUAGACAACCGGUCUCAAGAUGCGUUUGAUGCAUUUAAGAAGUUACUGUGUGUGGAUGGGGAGCCUAAUUCUAUAACAUUUUGUGCAUUUCUAAAUGCAUGUUCUCACACACAAAAUUUGGAGGUUGGACGUCAAUUACAUGCCUUUAUAAUCCGUAGUGGAUAUGGGGAGGAUGUAUCUGUCUCAAAUGGGCUUAUUGAUUUUUAUGGAAAAUGUCAGGAUCUAUUAUCUGCUGAAAUGGUUUUUGAUAGAAUUGUCUUGCGGAAUGAUGUUUCUUGGUGCUCUAUGCUUGCUACUUUUGUGCAAAACCAUAAUGAAGAGAGGGCCUGCUUAGUAUUCCAGCAGGCAAGGAAAGAAGGAGUUGAGCCAACAGACUUCAUGGUAUCGAGCGUACUUAGUGCUUGUGCUGAGCUUGGAGGACUGGAAUUGGGCAGGUCACUUCAUGCGCUUGCUGUGAAAGCAUGUGUUGAGGAGAAUAUUUUUGUUGGUAGUGCACUUGUUGACUUGUAUGGAAAAUGCGGAAGUAUAGUGGGUGCAGAACAAGUCUUUAAUGAAAUGCCUGACAGGAAUCUGGUCACUUGGAAUGCAAUGAUAAGUGGAUAUGCACACCAAGGUAAUGCUGACAUGGCAUUGGCUAUAUUUGAGGAGAUGGCAUCAGGUCAGUCCGGGAUGGUUCCAAGUUAUUUGACACUGGUUUCUGUAUUAUCAGCAUGUAGUAGGGCUGGAGCAGUCAGGAGAGGGAUGAGGAUUUUUGGGUCAAUGAGAGAAAACUUUGGAAUUGAAGCAGGUGCAGAGCAUUAUGCAUGUAUUGUAGACCUGUUAGGACGAUCUGGAUUGGUUGAACGUGCAUAUGAGUUUAUAAAGAACAUGCCAAUUCCUCCUACUAUUUCGGUCUGGGGAGCUUUACUGGGGGCUUGCAAGGUGCACAGGAAGCCAGAGUUAGGAAAAAUUGCUGCUGAUAACUUAUUUAAGCUUGAUCCCCAAGACUCAGGCAACCACGUGGUGCUUUCUAACAUGCUUGCUGCUGCUGGAAGGUGGGAAGAAGCCACGCUUGUCAGGAAGGAAAUGAAAGAUGUUGGUAUAAAAAAGGGUGCUGGUUAUAGUUGGAUCACUGUGAAGAACCGGGUUCAUGUAUUUCGGGCCAAAAAGGAUAAAGUUCAUGAAAGGAAUGACGAGAUUCAGGCGAUGUUAGCUAAGCUUAGAAGGGAGAUGAAGGAAGCAGGAUAUGCACCUGAUACGAAUUUAUCACUCUUUGAUUUAGAAGAAGAAGAAAAGGAUUUAGAAGUGUGGUACCACAGUGAAAAGAUUGCUCUCGCCUUUGGACUCAUAGCUCUGCCCCCAGGAGUACCUAUACGUAUCACAAAAAAUCUCAGGAUAUGUGGAGAUUGUCAUAGGGCCAUCAAGUUCAUUUCAAGAAUUGUGGGUAGAGAAAUUAUAGUCAGAGAUAAUAAUCGUUUUCAUUGUUUUAAAGACGGCCAAUGCUCUUGUAAAGACUAUUGGUAAUAGUUAAAAUAGUUUAAUGGGUUAUACCAACUUCAGACCUCUCUAGAGGGCAGGGUCUAAUCUGUCUAGGGUAUUGGGGUAAAUAAUAGACACUUCUUAAUUAAGUUA